GUUGUAGUGUAGAAGAAAAAAAAGAAGAAGAGAAAUAGGGAAAGAGAAAAUAAAAAUUCAUAUGCUUCUUUUAAAAGGGCAGAUUAUCCGUACAAUAACCCGACUUCAGAGAAAAAUCAGAAGGUGGAAGUGGAGACGACUAUGACACCGUCGCUCCCUCUGCUCCGAUUCAGUAUUCCGGAAUCUUGAAUAUGAGGCUAAUGGAUUGAUGAUGUUGUUGGGGGAUCUUUCGAUCGAUUUGGCUUAAAAGUCGUCGGUUUCACCCAUUCGCUUGGUCUUCUCCUGCAAUAUGAACAUGGGGUUUUCCUCUGUUGGCAAUGGAGGAUCUUCAUCAUCUUUUUCCAAUCUCUCACAUUUGGCGCCGCCUUUCACUCUUGAUCGUUCGGCCACUCGACCUUUCUCCAACCCACUUGUAGAUAUGACCGAACCUUCAUCUGUGGUUCCUCUGAACUCUACAACUGCAGCUACGAUACACAAUUGGCUCCCUUCCACCUCCAAUACCUCAGGCCUUGACUUCUUUUCCAAUUCCACCCCUGAAUUUGAUUGGUUAUCCUUCUCUACAGGGUCUAAAUACCCUAGGUCGCAAUCUAUGAUGGAGCCUCCUGAUAACCACGGACCUCUUUUGGGCAGUAUUUCAAUGUCUUCAACCGACCCCUCCCUAUUCGGGAACACCUCUGACGGACUAACAACUGGUAUUGGCCAAGAGAAACCAUACUAUCCAUCUUAUGCAUCAACUUCAUGUAAUAAAGGUGGCCCUAUGGUCAUUGUUGAUCAACCAACUUAUGAUUACCCAUCCAACUCCCAUGUUGUUGCAUUCAAUGCGCCCCCCUACACGGACUUCUCGCAUGGAUCUUCACCUUCAGGCUUUGAGAGAUCAGUUGAGGAGGCUGCACAUUCUAUUCAUAUGUUUGAUCUGAAUAAAUGCAACGACUUUGUAAGAGAAUGUCCAAGUGAGGAAUUGUUAUCAGAGCAGAACCUUAACAUUGAGCAGCCUAAGAAUUUGAGAAUGUCUAACAUGGAUGCUCAUUAUGCAUUUCCAGGAUGUCACCCUAAGACUAAGACUAGAACAGCACCUUCAAAUCCAGCUUCAAGUUUCCAGAACUCUCAAUAUCUGCAAAAUGCUCCAUAUCAGAAAAUCUUGAGAGAGCAAGGUGCUAGACUGAGUGUGCCUACAUCGAUUGCUAGUUCUCCCAAUACUCUUUCCAUCAGAACACCUGUUCUCGGUACUGAUUCUUUUAUCUGGAACAUUGGUCCAUGUCAUAUUUCAGGUAAUGGUGAUCAUUUCUUUGAAGGAAAACAAGGUGGUGAUCACCUUCGAAAUCUAAAGAAGUCUUUUCCAGUUAACUCUGAUAGCCAGGAGUUCUUCAGUACGGAGAACCACGGAACGUGUAUAGAUAAGCAUGACCCUAUCAUUCACGUCUUACAAAACAAUGUACAUUAUGCCGAGGGUUCACCUGAUCAUACAUUGAAGGUUGGAAUGGGACUUCACGUUCCUGAUGCUAGUCCCCAAUUUAGUCUGGACCUUAAAACAAUUGAAACUGCCACAACUGAGAGUUCCUCUGAAAGUUUUGAUCAGUACAACUUGGCAGCAGUAGACUCACCUUGCUGGAAAGGAGCUCCAAUUAGUGGCGUUUCUCCUUUUCAAGCUUUUGAAAUUAGUACUUCGAGUCAUGUGAAGACGGUGGAAGUUAACAACGAUGUGAAACUCUCAUUGUCUCAAGUACCUCCUUCUUCUGCUGAGGAUUCUAUGGAAGUCUCCGUUCAUGAACCAAAUGAAAGCACCAUAGGGAGGUUUAUGGAAAAAGGUGCAACAUCUUCUGCAAAGUUGCCUUCAAUUGCUGAUUCCUCUUUGCUUGCAACACAGAAAACUAGAGAUUCUAUGAAAGCAGGAGAAUUUUAUUCAGAAAUGGGAUGGUUUCAUCCAACUACCGGUUGCAUCCAUGAACCAGUAGAAGAUGGUGGUGACCUCUAUUCUUCCAUUUCCUCGCCACAAAGUAAAUAUAAGAACAAUUUACUGUCUGGAAAGAAGAUUGCACCUACAAGUUACACGAAAAAGCACGCAGAUGCAAGAUUGAAUAGUGACAACUCCUCUGAAAAUGGUUUGAAUCAUUUGUCGUGUGAUGUUGCAAAACACGUCCAGAAUUUGCCUUUUGAGCUUGUAAAGGUAUUUCUUGGAGAAUCGAACUCCAAAAUUGAUAUCCGGAUUCUGGUUGAUACAUUGCACAGUCUAUCAGAACUGCUUCUUGUAUGUCAUUCAAAUGGUUUGGCUGCAUUACACCAAAAAGACGUCAAGGCCCUUGAGACUGUGAUGAACAACAUUGAUUUUUGUUUAAAAAGCGUCGGAUCACAAGGUUCUCUCUCACCUGAGCAAAGGACUUCACAAAAUAUUGAGCACUUUCAUCAACUUCAUUCGGAUGUUGGUGUCCUCAAGUCUCAAUCACAGAUGACAAAGAUUGAAGGCGAGAAUUUGGAGUGUCUAUCAAAUGGUGGAAAUGAUGUGGAUAAAAUAAAUCAGUACAUACUGUCUGUCAAGAAAGACAACAAAGCUGCUGACUCGCUUUAUCUUAGAAACAGGAUUGACUCGGUAAAAGAAGAUAGCAUGACCAAGGCUCUUAAGAAGGCUAUGAGUGAGAACUUUCAUGAUGAUGAAGAACGUCCCCAAACUCUCUUGUAUAAGAAUCUAUGGCUUGAGGCAGAAGCUGCAUUAUGUGCCUCCAAUUUAAGAGCUCGUUUUCAUAGUGCAAGGUCAGGAAUGGAGAAACAUGAAUCACCAGAAGUAAGAGAACAAGCCAAAAAUUGUGAUGAAGCACUUAUCUCUGAUGCAUGUCCUGGUAUAAACACCAUUGGGAAAUUGGCGUCUAAGACUAAGGUUGGUUCAACCUCAUUUGUCUCCUUUCAGACUUCCCCUGCCGUCAGUGUGACUAGUCAUGCAGAUGAUCUGAUUACUAGAUUUCAUAUUCUCAAAUGCCGAGACGAUGCAGCAAGGCAUAAGGAUGACGGAAAUUCAGUAUUGUCAUUUGAUGUUGAGGUUUCGGAUAAACAGGAUGUGGCUGAAAAAUUAGAACUCGACAAGAAACAAACUGCAGUCACAUCUAUCAAAGACAUAGAUUCUUCAUUCCCCACGUCAAAGAUCAAAGGGGAUGACUUUGGGAAUGCUCUUCCAUCCAUUUCCCCCACCGCGACUGGGAGCAGCCAUAUAGAUGAUAUCAUGUCUAGAUUUCAAAUUAUAAAAUCUCGAGGUGAGCACACAAGUUCUUUGGAUGUGGGAAUGGUGCAGAAAAAUACAAACUCCCACUGUAGGGAGAUUGAUGUGUUGGUGCAUAAAGGUGAUCCUGUGCAUAGUGUGGGUAUCUCAGCAAUGAAUCAUGCCAUUGCCGAUAACAAACAUGAUGAUAAUUUAGAUGCUUCGGUACUGGCAAGACAAGAUGUCCUAAGGAGGCGUGGAAACAACAUAAGCUCGAUCCCUGCUGGAGAACAAGUACUGGAGGUAGAAGUAGAACACCUGUUUCCUGAAAGCAAGAAAAUGCAUUGGCCAUUUGAUGAAAACAAAGUAAGAAAAGGGGGUUUAGGUGUUGAAAUGGAACAUUUCAAGGGAUGUGAAGCUGGGAAUGGAAGUAGAAGUCAUAUUGAGGGCAAGGGUCCUGCUGAUUGUUCUGAUGGGUCCUCAUCUGCUGACUGGGAACAUGUUCUCUGGUGCGAGUGAAUGUAUACAGACUUGUAGCGAACUUAUUAUCAAUGUUAUCAUACGUUUUGAUUUUUUUUCGAUGAACUGAUGAUACUGUUUAGCCGAGAUCCUCUCCCACCAUCAACUACAGUCGAUCGUAAUAGAUACCAUUUCUUGUAAUUACUACUUGGUGUAAUGUACUCUUUACCAUUGUGCA
Cucumis sativus (cucumber) is the source of this 3881-nucleotide messenger RNA. RefSeq lists its product as uncharacterized. NCBI's taxonomy places the organism in Eukaryota, Viridiplantae, Streptophyta, Magnoliopsida, Cucurbitales, Cucurbitaceae. The transcript is spliced from 5 exons. The record is from RefSeq and is a predicted model, not a curated record. Bases 290 to 3703 code for a protein of 1137 amino acids.